UCUGGCUGCCAGGCCGUCCUGGGCCCUGCAGGAGGCAACAUGACUUAGGGACCUCCGCCCAGAGGUGCACCAGCUGUGAUGCAGCAGCCUCGAAUGGAGACAGAUGCCAUCGGGGCUGGCGAGGGGCCCCAGCCAGCGGUGCCCUGGUCAGCCUGGGUCACGCGGCAAGGUUGGGUGCGCUGGUGCUUGUGCCAUGUGCCCCAGAGCUGGACCCAGUGGUGGGCCACAUCAAGCUGGCGGCAACCGCUGCAGCGUAUGCUGUGGAGUCUGGAAGGGAUCCUCUACCUACUGCUGGCACUGAUGCUGUGCCACGCGCUCUUCACUACUGGCUCCCACCUGCUGAGCUCCCUGUGGCCCGUGGUGGCCGCAGCGUGGCGCCAUCUACUGCCUGCCAUCCUGCUGCUGGUGCUCAGUGCCCUCCCAGCUCUGCUCUUCGCCGCCUCCUUCCUGCUGCUGUUCUCCACGCUGCUGAGCCUCUUGGGCCUCCUCACCUCCAUGUCUCACCCAGGCUACGCUCAGGCCUUGGACCAAUAGAAGGGCAACCCCA
Messenger RNA from Molossus molossus (Pallas's mastiff bat), 547 nucleotides. RefSeq names its product transmembrane protein 239 (gene TMEM239). The record is from RefSeq and is a predicted model, not a curated record. Lineage: Eukaryota; Metazoa; Chordata; Mammalia; Chiroptera; Molossidae. The transcript has 2 exons. The coding region runs from base 79 to 534 and encodes 151 amino acids.